UGACGUAGUCAACGGUCACAGCCAAUCAGAUCUUUGUUGUCAACGCGUCGACGUUGUUGAGUUUGAUUCAAUUUACAACAGGAGCAAAGAACUGGAUUUGACUUUAAACCUGCGUGAAACGUUCAAAUAUGGCUGCCGUCGGUCAAAUAGAUGUUUUACGAGAGCGAAACAAGGUUUUAAUGAACCAACUGAAGGAGCAAAAUGAGAAACUGGAGCGGUUGCGGGUUCACAUGCGGAGCUGGGAGAGAGACGAGGAGGGCGAGGCAGAGCAGAGAAGAGAGGCCGAAGAGGUGACGACACUGGCCGGUGUAGACCGCCGUCCUGCCCGGACAGCUCUCUCCAAACCCACCGUCAGACUUUCAAAUACAUGUGGCGAACAAAGAGACAACCAGCGGGAAGCUUCAGCAACACGUCCGACCUCCGGACACCAGGAGACCGACCCACCCUCAGUCUGUACCCACGGUGUUCCGGACUCACUCCAGGGGACCGGGUCCAAAGGCCUGAAGUCCUGUCUGGUAAAGAACGACAAAGAUCAGAAGGAGGUCCAUCGUCGAGUCACCUUUCAGUCUGAUGAUGAAGGAGACUCCUCAUCAGAGCGUGGGGUUCAUCAGGUCAAGCCCUUACUUGGAUAUGAUUGGAUCGCAGGAGUCCUGGAUUCUGAGGACACACUUACAAACCAGCCGGACCAGUUCUUUGACGACCUGCGUGUUUUCCGAUCGCUCCAUAAAGACGAGUGUGUCCACAGGAGGACAGCAGAACCGUCUGAGACGAGCCGGUCUGGGCUGGAAACAGAGAAGGACGAGCCUCAGCCAAUCAGAGACACUCAUACAUGUACAUUUUCCUACAGGAUCAACAGCAGACUGUUUCCAAGUCCACUCCACUCACAGGAGCGCUGUCCAGGCUGUAAAAAACACAAGUCCUCCCACCCCCACUCUGCUGCGGAGCCGGCUCUGAUCAGCGUCAGCCUCCCCCGCUCCGUACUGCUGCCCCCGUACGAGUACAAACCACACAGGAGGGGCAGUUUUGACCCUUCAGACAGUUUGGGGUUACCGUCGCACUGUCUCUCUGGUUGGUCACAUAUGGCCCAGAGCACAGCGCCACCACCCAGCAGCCUGGAUCUGCGCAGCAGUCUUAACACACAAACCUGUGCACAGGCUCUGAACCAGGAAGUACAGGAUUCAUCCGUCUUUAAAAGGCCCACAGACCAGAUGUUGAAUCUAUCAAAACUGGCACGGCACAACUUCCAACACUUCUCUCCAAAAAGGAGAAGAAACUAGAAAGUCAGCUGACAACCAGGUCUAUUUUGACCAAUGCUGACUCAGCAUGUUUACAGCCAGAAUCAUCGUCAGGACGGUUCACUGUUUGACUUUCACUUUCUUCAGUUUCAUGUCUGACAGAGACUUUUUGACUUCCUCUCACUGUUCUCCGUUGCUUAGAGACGUUCGGUAGUGUUUCCCGUUCCAGACUGUGGUCUCCAGAGUCCACCGAAAUUCUGUUUUCAACUUCCUCACUGUGACUUGAACUUCUGCAGAAAAGCCGCGCCGUAGUUUCAUCGAACAGGAAACCCACAGGUGGCUUCGGAGAUAUCAGGCCGUGUUGACGUUUUACCGGUGACAGCAGUUUUCCUGUCUUCCUGUCGUCUCUCUGACUGAUGGUGUUUGAAGAUAAGUGAUGAUGUCACCUGUCUGUCAGCAACAACAGGAAUGACAGGAAACUGUUCCAUCGUCAUCAGUCAACUAUGAAAGUGACAAUAACAAUUAUGAUAACUGAUGAGGAACAGGAGGAGGCCCAGAGUUGGUACGGUGGAGAAGUGGGUCAGAGCUGGUUUGAUGACAUGAACACAGACGCUGAGGACGUGGGAGGGGAAACUUCACACUGACAAGUCAGCAACUUCUGCAGAAACCAGCGGGUGGCACACACUGGUACUGAUACUGAGCUGGUACUGAACUGGUACUGAGCUGGUACUGAACUGGUACUGAACUGGUACUGAGCUGGUACUGAACUGGUACUGAACUGGUACUGAGCUGUUACUGAACUGGU
This is a messenger RNA of Cynoglossus semilaevis (tongue sole), 2040 nucleotides long. It is a transcript of the gene miip, whose product is annotated as migration and invasion inhibitory protein. The transcript has 9 exons. Lineage: Eukaryota; Metazoa; Chordata; Actinopteri; Pleuronectiformes; Cynoglossidae. The record is from RefSeq and is a predicted model, not a curated record. Bases 129 to 1277 code for a protein of 382 amino acids. Gene Ontology annotation, biological process: negative regulation of cell migration; negative regulation of G2/M transition of mitotic cell cycle.